UAAUUUUGUUUAUUGUUGGCGUUGUGAAAUUUAUUUUUUAUCGUAAAAUAUAAUUUAAAAAAAGGUUAAAUAUUGUGCUCUUUAAUUAUUUAAAAAUGUCGCACAAAAAGCAUAGCCAUGAUAAAGACAGCCAUCAUGAAAAAAAACAUGAUAAAAAGCUGUUGAAAUCUUUGGAGACACCUGAAGAAAAACGCUUGAGACGUUUCAUGAAAAAGGAGCAAAAACAGAGGAAGUUAAAAGAAGAAAUGGGUUGGGAUGAUGAAUAUAUGGGCUAUACUAAUACAGAUAAUCCUUUUGGUGACACAAAUUUAUUAAAUGGUUUUGUAUGGAAAAAGAAACUUGAGAAAGAAGGCCUGCAUAAACUUUCUAAAGAAGAGAUGGAGAGGCGAAACAGAUUGAAAUUGGAACAAAACAAGAAUGAACUGGAAAAAGUGAAAUUAAGAAGGAUGCAGCGUGAAAGGGAACGUGAAAUGAGAGAAGAAGAAUUGACUAGGAUCCAACGUCAGAAAGAGGCUGCACAGUUCAGUGAGUGGGAAAAGCAGGAAGAUAGUUUCCAUUUGCAGCAAGCAAAAUUAAGAUCCAAAAUUCGAAUAGAAGAAGGCAGAGCUAAACCAAUUGAUUUAUUGGCAAGAUAUAUUAGUUCAGAAGAAGAGGAUUUCAAUAUUGAAAUGCAUGAGCCAUAUAAAUACUUAAAUGGUCUGAAACGAGAAGAUUUAGAAGAUCUGCAAGAAGAUAUAAAAGUUUAUAAAAGCAUUGAAAAUGGUAAAAAUUAUGAUUAUUGGAAAGACUUGGAAAUCAUAGUUGAUGAUGAAAUUCGCAAGCUGUCUGAUAACUCUGAUAGCCAUAGAGAAAGCAUCAAUACAGCAGUUAGUACUGAAAUAGUUAGUAUAUUCAAAGGCAAAACACCUAAGCAGUUAGAGGCCAUGUACCGUCAAAUAAAAAAGAAAACAACAGAGGAAGGUGUUGAUACAGGUUAUUGGGAGACUUUAUUGUCAAGGUUAAAUGCAUAUAUGGCUAGAGCCAGACUGGCAGAACGCCAUGAAGAAAACCUUAGAAAUAAAUUAUUUAAACUGAAAGAAGAACAAGGAGUACAGCAGGCAGCUCCUCUGUUUCCUUGUGUGUCAGGCAACAAAUUAUCUUCUGACACUCCUUCUACAUCAUCAGACAAUCAGUUGUCUUCAGACAUUCCCUCUACAUCAUCAGGCAGUAAAUCAUCUGAAACUCCUUCUACUUCAUCAGAAUUUUUGCUUAAUAGUAAUUCAAAUGAAAUUACUAUUAAACAAGAGCCUAUCGAUGAAACAGUACCAGAUGUUAAUGAGCCUGGACCGUCAAGCAAAAAUUCUGAAAAUAAUCAAAAUGCUACUGAAGUAACAGCAUCUGAAAAGCCGGCAGAGACUGUAAAACAUACUGUAGAAGUUUAUGAUUCUGGAAGAUAUAGUCCUGUUUUGAUAAAGUAUAGCAAGAUUGAACCUGGAAUAAUCCUCACAGAUCCUCUUGAAGAUAGUGCAAAGUUAGAGUACAUGCAACAGAGCUUGACAAAAAGACAAACUGCUGAUUUUUCAACACCUGAGGAAAAAGCUUUUGAACAAAUAGCUCGAAAAGGAAUGGAUUCAGAUGAAGCUGUAUUCAGCGUUGAACAUGCUUUAGAGAAGAGUUAUAUCUGGGCAGAUAAAUAUCGACCAAGAAAGCCAAGAUAUUUCAAUCGUGUUCAUACGGGCUUCGAAUGGAACAAAUAUAAUCAGACUCAUUAUGAUAUAGAAAAUCCUCCACCAAAGAUUGUGCAAGGAUAUAAAUUUAAUAUUUUUUAUCCAGAUCUCAUUGACAAAACCAAAACACCCGAGUACAGUUUAAGUCCUUGUGAAGAUAAUAAGGACUUUGCAAUACUGAAAUUCAAAGCUGGUCCACCAUAUGAAACUAUUGCAUUUAAAAUUGUGAAUAGAGAAUGGGAAUAUUCAUACAAACGAGGAUUUCGAUGCCAGUUCCACAACAAUAUAUUUCAGUUAUAUUUUCAUUUUAAACGUUAUCGUUAUAGAAGAUAAAUAAUCCUUGUAUGUUAAAAUUGUACCAUUUCUUUGGUAUUUGUAUAUAUUGUAGAGUAUUCUUUUUAUUUUUUACAUGGAUUAUAAAAAUGUCAAAUAAAUGCUGGCUUAUAUUUGUA
This is a messenger RNA of Argiope bruennichi, 2158 nucleotides long. RefSeq names its product splicing factor Cactin-like (gene cactin). Gene Ontology annotation, cellular component: spliceosomal complex; cytoplasm. The record is from RefSeq and is a predicted model, not a curated record. Lineage: Eukaryota; Metazoa; Arthropoda; Arachnida; Araneae; Araneidae. The coding region runs from base 96 to 2039 and encodes 647 amino acids. The transcript is spliced from 16 exons. Gene Ontology annotation, biological process: mRNA cis splicing, via spliceosome. Gene Ontology annotation, molecular function: protein binding.